Messenger RNA from Oxyura jamaicensis (ruddy duck), 3789 nucleotides. Its product is annotated as aryl hydrocarbon receptor-like. The record is from RefSeq and is a predicted model, not a curated record. Gene Ontology annotation, cellular component: aryl hydrocarbon receptor complex; nucleus. Lineage: Eukaryota; Metazoa; Chordata; Aves; Anseriformes; Anatidae. Gene Ontology annotation, biological process: regulation of transcription by RNA polymerase II. The coding region runs from base 74 to 2761 and encodes 895 amino acids. Gene Ontology annotation, molecular function: protein dimerization activity; transcription cis-regulatory region binding; nuclear receptor activity. The transcript has 10 exons.
UGCCGGGGCCGCCCCCCCGCCCUGCGGCUUAAACCCCUCCUCCGGGCCGGUGCCGGGCGCUGCCGGCGGGACCAUGUACGCCGGGAGGAAGAGGAAGAAGCCGGUGCCCAAGAGCCCCAAACCACCACCUCCUGAGGGUGUGAAGUCCAACCCCUCCAAGCGGCACCGAGACCGGCUCAACCAGGAGCUGAACAAGCUGACUGGCUUGCUGCCCUUCCCCGAAGAUGUGUGCACCAGGCUUGAUAAACUCUCCAUCCUCCGACUGGUGGUGGGGUACCUGAAGGUGAAGAGCUACUUGACAGCUGCAGGUACGGGCGUGCGGGAUCAGCCCCGAGCCCCAGGAGGGAACAGAUGGACGCAUCUGCAGGUCAACAGGGAGCUGUUUCCAGAGGGGGACCUGCUGCUCCAGGCACUCAAUGGAUUUGUCAUCACUGUGACUGGAGAUGGCUACAUCUUCUACGUCUCCCCUACCGUGCAGAACUACCUGGGCUUCCACCAGUCGGAUCUCAUCUACCAGAGCAUCUUCGAGCUGAUCCACACGGACGACAGAGCCGCCUUCCGCUGCCAGCUGCACGAGGCCAUUCCAGAAGGAUGCAGCACUGCGGGCAGCCCCCAGCACUGCCGCCCUGAGCGCCUCUGCUUUGUGGAGAGAAGCUUCACCUGCCGCCUCCGCUGCCUGCUGGACAACUCCUCGGGAUUCCUGGCCUUGAAUUUCCAUGGACGCUUAAAACUCCUUCUGGGGCAGCAGAAGAGGGCAUCCCUGGUGCCUCCCCCACUCGCCCUCUUUGCCAUCGCGACUCCCCUCCAGCCACUCUCCAUCCUGGAGCUCCGGACCAAGACGCUGAUGUUCCAGACGAAGCACAAGCUGGACUUCACUCCCACGGCCUGCGAUUCCCGGGGGAAGGUCAUCCUGGGGUACACGGAGACGGAGCUGUGUAGGAGGGGGUCUGGGUACCAGUUUGUGCACGCGGCUGACAUGAUGUACUGUGCGGAGAACCACGUGAGAAUGAUGAAGACAGGGGAGAGCGGGCUGACGGUCUUCAGGCUGCUGACCAAGAAGGGCAUCUGGGUGUGGGUCCAGGCCAAUGCCCGGCUGGUGUACAAAGGGGGUCAGCCCGACUUCAUCAUCGCCCGGCAGCGAGCCCUCUCAAAUGAAGAAGGGGAGGAACAUCUGCGGAAGCGGAACCUGCAGCUGCCUUUUAGCUUUGCCACGGGGGAAGCAGUCUUAUACGGGAAUGACCUUCCUGAUUUCCUGGACUCCCUCCAGGCUAAGGAGGAGUUUCAAGCAAAGGCAGACUCCCCCAUGGAGCAGCACGCUGUAGAUCCCAACUCUAUUCUCGGGGCUAUGAUGAAGCAGGAUGCAUCCGUAUAUGUCUCCCACACUGAUGUCCCUCAGUUCUCCCUGCCAGAUCUCGACGCUGAGCCUGAUGGACCAAGUCGGGCUGAGAAAGCCAGCGAUGCCAAGGAGGACAGCAACUCCCUCCUGGUUGUUAUUGAAACCCUCUUUGAGAAGGGCAAGGUGGAUGGAAACAUCUGCCAAACCCUCCAGAGCCUCAACGUGGACAAUGUGGAGCUGCAGCAGUGGGAGGACACUCUGCUAAGCCUGGGUGCAGAGGAGUCACCGUCCCAGGAUGUCAGUGAGAGCGUGGGCAGCGAGGUGGGCUCCUACGUGGAGCAGAUGCUCUCUAGGGAGGGUGCUGGGGGGAGCACAGACUUCCCGCGCUGCAGUGCAUCAUCCUGCAGCGAGCAAGGCAAUUCUGUGGCUCAUUUCCAGCACUGCUGGGCAACGAACUUGGCAGCUCCACUGGCAUUUCAAGACCCUCCGCAGCCCCAGGCAGCUGGUGCACAAGGCCAAGGUGCACUUCAGCUGGCAAACUCGGGAAAAGUGUUUCAGGCAGGAUUUAACACCUCUGUUCCCACAGACAGCGUUCUUCCUAAAGGCCAGAGCCAGUCCAGGUGUGCGCUGAUGGCCUCGAGCUGCCCGCCUCCCUUGGACUCAAGCGCAUUGGUGACUCGGUGGCACGACAUCCCAGUCUGGGCAAACCCAGCCCUCUCUUUGGGUCAGAGCAUGUCCCCAGGAGGCUGCCCCUCGGACGCUUGGGUGGCUGCAGCUCCGAAACAGCUGGAAAUGGCAGGAGCGCCCCUGGAAUCACAAGCUCCAAUGGCGAGUAGCACCCAGAGCUCCCCAGGGGAUGGGUUGUGGUUGCUGCCCCCCCGCCCUGCUCCUUGCCCCGCACAGGGUGUGUGUGAGCACCUCCAGGAUGAGGACACCACGUUCCCAGCACCGCCAGGAGCCAGCCAGCUGCUGGCAGGUGGUGGCUUCCCCAAACAGCCCCCGGUGAUGCUGCCCACACAGCUUGGUGCUUGCUGGGGUGGGGAGCAGGCGGUGCUCGGUGAGGAUGCGUGGUCCCAGCACCAGGGACUUGUCCUGGGGACCAGCCCGGGUCCUGGCACCCCUCAGAUGGACCACACCGUGCUGCAUCACUGCGGGUACGGAAACAGUGAAGGGGUCUUCAGACACGAGCGUGUUUUUCUCAAGGAUGCCACUAAAACAUCCAUGUCCCAGCCUGUGCCUUGCCACCCUGGGGCACCAGCAGCAUCGGGUUUGAGGUGCUCAGCAUCUCUUCCUGGGGAGCUGGGUGCGACAGCAGCCUCCUGCGAGCUGGGCACCAGCUUCCCCCCAGCCUCCUCGGCAGGCAGGCGGCCGCACUGUGUGUGCCCUGUCCAGCAGAAGGUGCGGUGCGAGGGCUGCGGGACCUGAGGGGCACCACAGGGCACAUCUCGGUGGCCAUGGGGUGAGGCACAGCCUUGUCUGGGGGCAGCUGUAACUGUCUGCCCACCCUGCAGCACGCACAGCAACUGAGCCCCCUGGCUGCCUAGAAAUGCUUCAAACCACAGGGGUGGCUCCAAGCAGCAAAUGUUUUUUCUGGUUUAAGGUUUUCCUGGCCCUGACCCCAGCCAGCUCUGUAAAACAGGAUUGGAAAAGCCCAUUUUGAAGCCUCAGGGUGAGUUAGGAGCCACAGUUUGGGGACAUUCUUUUGAGCAGCCACCAGCAGCCAGGCACAUCCACGAGCGGUGCUGCGUGCCUCCUGCCCGCCCAGCACUCCGACCUCCUGUGCCUGAAAUGAGGUGCCCUCGCAGAGCUCUCAGGCAGGCACAGAAGAAGAGUUUGGUGGCUUUUGCAUCAGCAGGCUUUCAGGAAAAUGCAGUCCUGUCACAGCAGGGAGGUUUGUCAGGCUCUUGGGGUCCAAAGAAGGACCUCUUCAUCACUGGGGCAGGGUUCUAGGAGGUGGGUUUGGCCUCUGGCAGAGGCUGUGAUUUUCCCUGGGAAAUAGCUCCUGUUGCUGACCCUGGAUUUGUCACCGUCCUCCAGUGCCAUCAGACGCAGGGACAGUGGAGCACUGCUGUGGUUGGUAAGGAUGGUGUGGCUUUGCCAGAGCAGUGAGGAGAAGGCAGCAAGGAGGGGAGUGACUGCUCUCUGCUGUGGGCCAAUUUUGUGGCCUUAAAGCUGUUGUUCUGGAGACUGGCACGACCACUUCGUUAAAUUCCCUUUUUUCUGUGUGUGGUUUUUUGUUGUUGUUGUUUGUUUGUUUUAAGACCAAGGCAGGAAUCUUUUCCCCCUGCCUGCCGCAGGGCAAAUUCUCCUGGGUUUGUCAGGCAAAGCCCCCAGAAGAACAGGCUCAACCAGAGCACUGAGGUUGAGACCAGGCAGGGCCAGCUGGGCUGGUUGCAGAGGUCAGCAGGGCUGGGGACCUCCAGAUCCUGCCCUUGCACCCAUCACCCUUAGCU